This is a messenger RNA of Vitrella brassicaformis, 1327 nucleotides long. NCBI's taxonomy places the organism in Eukaryota, Vitrellaceae. The record is from the annotation of a GenBank genome assembly.
UCCCUUUGGUAUGGACCCUCGUCCAUUUGACUCGACUCAACCAAACGUCGACCGAUACAGAACACGACAAAUGGAACUCUCACGGCCACAAAACAUCAGCUAUCCUCUUUCUGCCCGAAUUUCCUCCUCAGCGCCGCCUGUUCGUCGGCCGAGAAGCCCCUCGACUCGAGAUAUUGUCGCACACCGCCGCACUCGUUGUUGACAUACUCGAGGGCGGUCUUCAUGGCCUCCGGCGUGGCCAGUGCCCAAGAUUCCGGCAUGCCCAUGUCAGCCAUCUCACUGCAUCCAUGACACACAACACAAACAUAACAAGAGGCUAUGAAUACGGUCUGUCCGGGGCUCAUCUGGUGCUCACCUCUUCACGUUGUCGAUGACCGGGCUGAGCCCCUUCUCUGACGCCGAGUAGUCGGCAAGGAUGUCACUCUCCGACGCACCCAUGAUUGACAGCAGCAACAUCGUGACAAGACCUGACGGCACACAGCAGUCAUGUGUGUGUGCGACAAAUGCACGACGGAUGUUCUCCCACUCACCUGUCCUGUCCUUGCCGAAGGAGCAGUGCAUGAGGAAUGGCGGCUCCUCCCGCAGCAGCACCCCAAGGGCCUCAACCAACUUGUCACCAGCUGCAUACGCCAUGCACCAACCAAAUCAUCCAUCCAUCCAUCCACCCAUCCAUAUCCAUCAGCCGCCAUUGACUCUCACCAUGCUGCAGGAAGAGCACAUAGGUCUCCCCGAGCGAGAGCGACGCCAGCGCCCAUCUGGUGGCGUAGAAGGCGCUCAGCGUGCUGCCCGUCAGCGAGUCAUACAGCUUCAGGAAGGCGAGGGCCAGCUGUGUGGGGCAGCCGGCCAUCCGGAUCACCCGCCGUCGAAAGCCCUUAGACCUGCGCCAACCGACAUCCAUCCAUCCAUCGGUGAAUUCGCUCACUGCCCCACUCACCCACCCUGCAAUGUUGGCCUUGAUGGCUUUGCGAGCAGACUUGUUAUUGCCGUCACCGCCAGAGCCCCCCUUUGGCUUGAAGUUCUGCGGCACAAAGAUGCCGUACACGCCCUCGGCCGCUAUCCUGUCUUGAUCCGAUGAGGGAUCCGAAUGGCCACGGAGGUCCAGGAUGGUGCGGAUCUGCAGCUCGCCAACGAGCUUCUCGCACACUGCAGCCGUGCUGGACGCCAGGGGCCGCGCUGAGCGGUACACCACACCUGACAAGCGACACAGAUGCAUUCAUCCACUCACCAGAAUGAGCAGAUCUGUGCAUUUUGUGUCACCUUCUGUCAUGCAGGCGGAAGGGCACGCCAAUGAAACGUCUCGGAGGUUGUGCAGUGACGCCAUUUUUUC